Molecule: messenger RNA, 1716 nt
Organism: Ceutorhynchus assimilis (cabbage seed weevil)
Lineage: Eukaryota; Metazoa; Arthropoda; Insecta; Coleoptera; Curculionidae
Source: the annotation of a GenBank genome assembly
AUGCCCAAGCAGUUUGAGUCGCUACAAGAAAACAUAAACAAACUCGAACAAAAAGUGGAAAAUAUUAGACCCGUUAAAGAGGCAAAUACUAAUAUCCUACCAACACUUGAGGAGCUGUCAGAGCGCGAAAGACGUGCAACAAACAUAUUAAUUUUCGGAUUGGAAGAAACUGAAGUAAAUGCAGAUCAGAAAUCGGAAGUAGAUGUCACCAAAGUAAAAAGCAUUCUAAAUAGCAUCAACAAUAGUGUGCCAACAGGAUCUAUCAAAACUUUUAGACUGGGAAGAGCAGAAGCAAACAGGAUAAGACCAGUAAAGGACUCAAUUAUAAAAGUCCUCGAAAAUUUGACUGAAAAACAGAAACUGGAAAUAGUUAAUAAGGAUAUGAUUCACGAAAAAAGAGAUUUGGAUGAUCGUCACAUUAUUGAAGCCUUGAAUGAAGACAUAAAACAACUUCAAUAUGACCUAAAAUUAAAAGACAACCACAUCAAGAGACUCGAACGGGGCUCCCAAAUACUGACUGAUGAGGCCGAAGCAGUUGAAGAAAGCUACCAUCGAAAGACUUGUCAACUUUCCCUGACCAUCGAAGACCUGAGAGCUAAACUUUCCAAAACUGAUAAAGUAAAACUGGAUAUUGAGAAAAUGAGUAAAAGUCACAAAAAUGAACUUCAAAACAAAACACAGCAGAUUGACGAACUUAUUAAACAAAAUCACGCCCUAAUAGAGAGAAUUAACUCUCUAGAAAAGCAAAACAAUGAACUAGAACUAUCCGUGAAUACACAGACUCAGAGUGAUCCCCAGUUAGUAAACGACCAUACCCCGAACCCAACAAUUGACCAUUCUCAAGAGGAGUCGACAACAUCUGCAAUAGACGACGACCUGAUAGAGGAAGCUCUACUUGUGCGGGAUUUGAUAAGAAUUCAGGUCCCAAAAUCAACACAGACUGACAAUAUUUCAAAUGAGGUAGGUCACUGUGUGCCGCCGCCUGCUAAUACUCAUUACGGGUUAAAUAACGCUGCGAAGGGUAUAAUUCAUGGUAGUUCGGGAACGGAUUUGCAUAGAAGGCUGGAAAAAUUGUGCGGAAGGUGUGAAAGGGUUAUUGAUGAUAGGGAUAUCUCAAAAACUAACCUUCAUCAAGUACUUAUUCUAGGCGAUAGCACUGCGACAGACAUCCAUAAAUUCUUAAAAAUACAAAAAAAUGAAAAUUAUAAUGUGGUUACCUUUGCAAAGCAUAAUGCAAACUUAGAUAAUAUUGUACAAGAUCUAAAUUUACUCGCAAAGGACUUUUCACAAAACGAUUAUGUUGUUAUUUCUGGUGGAUUACAAGAUGCCCGAUGCGGAAAUCAAAUAAGGACACAGACUCUCGAAUUACUUUCUACAAUUGGAUUGCGCACAAACCUAAUUGUACUGUCUGUACCUCUGUGGGGUAAUAGAAGAGUACUUAAUGGCUUCAUUGAUAGGGUGAAUAUCGGGAUCUACGAAGGAUUAAAAGAUAUUUUGAAGAAAUACAUUAACUUAAACUCUUUUCUUAGCGCAUCAAAUUUUAUUUUUAAUAACGCACUUGCUAUAAGAAAUAUUGGCAAGCAGAAAAUUGCGGAACGUCUUGAUAACUUUAUUCUAGGGGUAGGAGUCGAUUUGGCGAGGAUCAAAACGAGCAAAGGCAUGCAUAUUUUUAUUCUACAAGACGUCCACGAUGGAGAAUAUUUUCCAUUUCUAUAG